Molecule: messenger RNA, 5908 nt
Organism: Ipomoea nil (Japanese morning glory)
Lineage: Eukaryota; Viridiplantae; Streptophyta; Magnoliopsida; Solanales; Convolvulaceae
Exons: 9
Coding region: 8-5266 (1752 amino acids)
Biological process (GO): leaf vascular tissue pattern formation; root development; embryo development ending in seed dormancy
Cellular component (GO): nucleus
Source: RefSeq, a predicted model, not a curated record
UCAGAGUAUGCCAAUUGGUUUAAAUACUGGCUCACUGAGAAGUGAGACCAAAGCUGGAAGAGCCAAGUCUGUUGCAUCAAGAUUUAUACUUGAUUGUCUGGACUAUCUACCUGUUGAGUGCUGCUCUUUUGCUGUUGAUAUUUUGCUCUCUGGAUUGCAGCAGUUUACGAAAGGUGCUCCUUCAGCUGUGCUGGAUGAAUGCAAAAAGAUUAAACAGCGUGUCAUGCUUCAUGAAAUAGGGUUUUCACUCGGUAUUGUGGAAUGGAUUAAUGAUUACCACACAUUUUCUGCUUCAUCAUCAGUGAGUAGCUUAUCAAUGUAUUCUGAAUCUUCAUGCCUACAAGACAACAAGCCUGAGCUAAACAUCAGCUCAAAUCUAUUGCAAGUAGAAUCAAAGAAAAGUCCCUUUUCUGAAGUUAAAAAUGAUUUCUCCUUUGAGACAGCGCUGCAUGAUGGAGAUCAUAGAGAAAUGAGUCACAUUAAUAAUACUUCUGCUGUUUCUGUUGAUUGUUUGGGUGGAGGUCCCCCACAUCACUUGUAUGACCUUGACCUUGCUCCAGCCCAGUUUAUUGAAUCUAUCAGGCAGGAAGAAUUUGGUUUGAAUCCAGAUAUUUCAUCUGUUGAAAGUGAAUUAUUGAAUAAGCAACAUGCCCGGUUAGGCAGAGCACUCCACUGUCUCUCACAGGAGUUGUAUUCUCAGGAUUCACAUUUCCUUCUGGAACUGGUUCAGAAUGCUGAUGACAACAUCUACCCUGGGAAUGCUGAACCCACAUUGACAUUCAUUCUUCAGGAUAGUGGCAUUGUAGUGCUAAACAAUGAGCAAGGAUUUUCUGCCAAAAACAUCAAAGCACUUUGUGAUGUUGGGAAUUCCACAAAGAAAGGACAUAAUUCUGGAUAUAUUGGGAAGAAAGGCAUUGGUUUCAAAUCAGUGUUUCGGGUCACUGAUGCUCCAGAAAUUCAUUCCAAUGGUUUCCAUAUUAAGUUUGAUAUUACUAAGGGACAGAUAGGUUUUGUUUUGCCAACUCUUGUUCCUCCUUGUGACAUUGAUUUGUAUACCAGACUGGUUUAUACAGAUACUGAGCCCAUCACUUCUAACUGCUGGGAGACAUGCAUUGUCCUCCCUUUUAGAUCAAGCAUGUUAGAAGAUUCUGCUGUAAAUAACAUUGCAUUGAUGUUUUCAGAUCUUCACCCAUCUUUGCUUCUUUUUCUUCACCGCCUUCAAUGUAUCAAGUUCCGAGACAUGCUCAGUAAUUCAUUUAUUGUUAUAAGGAAAGAAGUAGUCGGCGAUGGGAUUGUUAGAGUUUCCUGUGGUAAGGAGAAAAUGGAUUGGCUUGUGGUAUCCCAUAAAUUACGGGCUGAUGUAAUUCGUUCUGAUGUGCAAACAACAGAAAUAUCCAUGGCUUUUACAUUGCAGGAGACAGUUGAUGGAAACUACAACCCAUACCUGAACCAACAGCCUGUUUUUGCUUUUCUUCCUCUGAGAAAAUAUGGCCUGAGGUUUAUUAUUCAGGGUGACUUUGUUUUGCCUUCAUCCAGGGAAGAAGUUGAUGGAGAUAGCCCUUGGAAUCAGUGGCUACUCUCUGAAUUUCCUGACCUGUUUAUUAAUGCAGAAAAAUCAUUUUGCAAUCUUCCAUGCUUUAGAAAUAAUUUAGCAAAGGGUGUUGCAGCAUAUAUGAGUUUUGUUCCCCUUAUAGGGGAAGUGCAUGGAUUUUUUUCUAGUCUUCCUCAGAUGAUUCUUUCUAAAUUGCGGAUAUCCAACUGUUUGAUUCUAGAGGGUGAGGAGAAUGUGUGGGUUCCUCCUUGCAAAGUUCUGAGAAAUUGGACUGAACAGGCUCGCACUCUUUUGCCUGAUAGCUUGCUUCGUGAGCAUCUUGGCCUUGGUUAUUUGCAUAAAGAUAUAGUUUUAUCUGAUUCAUUAGCAAGGGGUCUGGGCAUUGAGGAAUAUGGACCCAAAGUUCUUAUCCAGAUUUUAUCUUCCUUGUGCUGUAUGGAGGAUGGUUUGAAAUCCAUGGGCUUGCCUUGGCUAUCAGCAUGGCUAAAUUCCAUCUCUGGGCAAAGUUCACCUGAAUCUGGGAUAGGAUCAGAUCUCAUAAAGACCCUGAGAAAAAUUCGAUUUAUUCCUCUUUCAGAUGGCACAUUUAGCUCAAUCGAUGAAGGUCCUAUUUGGGUGCAUGCUGAUGCAUUGAGCACUGGCGUUAGUGACAAGUAUGGACUAGACAAUUUCCCAAGGUUGUAUGCUGGACUUAGAAUUGUGAAUUCUGCCCUAGUUUCUGCAGAUACAGCUUAUGAAGCAUUGUGCUUUCAAGGAUAUACUGUAGAAAACAUAUCAAGGAUGCUGUAUAGAGUUGGUGUUCAGCAGUUAUCUGCACAUGAAAUAAUAAAGAUGCACAUUCUACCUUCUUUUUCUGAUGGUCAACACACCUUAGCACAUAAUGAACUAAUGACUGAUUAUCUUUCUUUCUUGAUGUUCCACCUACAAUCAAACUGCCCCAUCUGUCAUCUGGAAAAAGAUCUUAUCAUUGGUGAAUUACGUAACAAAAUUCUCAUUUUAACAAAUCAUGGUUACAAGCGAUGUGCAGAGGUUCCAAUCCAUUUCAGCAAAGAAUAUGAGAAUCCUAUUGAUAUGAUGCAGUUAGUAAUGGGAAUUAAUGUGGAGUGGCUUGAAGUACAUAAUAUCUAUCUAAAGCAUCCAAUUACACAAUUGCUGCCAGGAGGAAUUUCAAAGUGGAGAAACUUCUUCAUGGAAUUGGGAAUCACUGAUUUUGUUCGAAUUGUUCAGGUUGAGAAAAGCAUUGCUGAUCUAUCUCCCAUAAUUCUACAGAAUAUAACGUGGGAUAAGGACUUAAUUUCUGGAGGAUCAAAUGUCAAAGAUUGGAAAUCUAUAGAAUUGGUUCAUUUGCUAUCACAACUGUCUGCUAAUCAUGAUAAAGAGAAAUCAAAGCAUCUUUUGGAGAUCCUUGAUUCAUUAUGGGAUGAUUGUUUCAGUGAUAAAGUUGAAGGUUUCUUUUUUAGUUCCUAUGGAGAAAAGAAAGUCUUUGAGUCUUCAUUUGCCAGCAGCCUCUGUAAUGCACGGUGGAUUGUCUCGAGCAUGGAUGAUGAGCUCCACCAUCCCAAAGACUUGUUCUAUGAUUGUGAAGCAGUGCAUUCAAUUUUGGGUGCCUUUGCACCUUAUGCUGUUCCAAAGGUGAGGAGCAGGAAGUUGGUGAGUGCAAUUGGUUUGAAAACUCAAGUUACAGUUGAUGAUGCUUUGUCUAUUCUUAAGGUUUGGACAAGAUCUGAAUCAUCUUUUAGGGCCAGGUUGUCACAAAUGUCUAAAUUCUACACAUUCAUAUGGAAUCUAAUAGCUACUUUUGAGCUACGAGUCGUGAAUGAUUUAUGUGAUGGUCCUUUCAUAUUUGUCCCGCACAUAUGUGGUUCUUCGCCUGAGGAUACUGUAUCUGGUGUAUUUUUAUCACGUAAAGAAGUCUAUUGGCACGAUUCAACGGGUUUUACUGACCAAAUGAAAAUGGUCUGUCCUGAACGUGUCAAGGGGUUGACUCAAUGCCCUGUUGCUAAAAUGUUAUGUGGUGUGUAUCCUAGCCUCCAUGAUUUUUUUGUGAAUGUGUGUGGAGUGGAUGAGUUCCCUCCUUUCCAUGGCUACCUUCAGAUUUUGAUGCAGUUGUCAGCUGUUGCUUUACCUUCAGAGGCAGCUAAGACUGUUUUCCAGGUAUUUCUGAAGUGGUCUGAAGAAUUGAAAUCAGGUUUGCUUAGCUCUGAAGAUAUUAAAUGCUUGAAAGAUAAUCUUCUGCAAAAGGACUUUAUGGUGCUUCCCACAGUACAGGAUAAAUGGGUAUCUUUGAAUCCUUCUUUUGGCAUCAUCUGUUGGUGUGAUGAUGAUAAGUUAAAGAAAGAAUUCAAGCAUUAUAAAAACAUUGACUUUUUAUACUUUGGAGAACUUAUUUGCGAGGAAAAGGAGUUGCUUCACUCAAAGGUCUCAACUCUCAUGCAAAAGCUAGGCAUCCCUGCAAUUUCUGAGGUUGUAAUUCGUGACGCAAUAUAUUAUGGUGUGUCUGACCCUAGCUUUGUUGCUUCACUGGUCAACUGGGCUCUUCCAUAUGCUCAGCGUUAUAUAUACACCAAUCAUCCCAAAAGAUUUUCUCAGCUCAAGCAAUCUGGAUUUGAAAGCCUGAGAUGUCUAAAGAUUGUUGUUGUAGAAAAGUUGUUCUACAUAAAUGUGAUUAAAGGAUAUGAAAUGCGAUCCAAGAAAAGGUUCGAGUGCAGCUCUCUUCUAAAGGACACUGUAUUGUAUGUUUCUCGAGAAUUAGAUUCACACUCUGUAUUUAUGGAACUUUCUCGAUUCAUUGGUGGUGGAACCCCUGAUCUCAACUUGGCCAAUUUUCUUCACAUGAUCACAACCAUGGCAGGAUCAGGUUCAACUGAGGAGCAGACUGAACUCUUCAUUAUAAAUAGCCAGAAAAUGCCGAAACUCCCUGAAGGAGAACCUGUUUGGUCCCUUUCAGAUAGCGCGUUUUCAAUGGAAAAUGAGGAGGCAGUGAUGACUAGCUUUGAAUCCGGAGCAACUAAUGCACCAAAUCCAGUCAAGUUCAAGAAGAAACCAGGGAGAAAUUCUAAUUGGCCACCUGCAGACUGGAAAACUGCACCUGUUUUUCAUUCUUCCUGUGCAUUUAAAUUAAAAACACAAGCAGGCAGUGGUAACCAAGUUUUAAGGGAGGAUGAGGUGGCAGAAAUUAUGAGGCAUCCAGAAAAACAUCCUCUUGCCCCAGUUGAGAUCAAUUAUAAAGGAAUCAUUGAAGAAAAUUCAACAUCAAGUUUACCUGGGGCAGGUGCACAAGAUGCUGGAAUUUCAGAAGAUGGAGGGCAGCUGUCUCUCAGCCCAGCCGAUGCUCAACAGGCACUUUUAAUGGGUAGACUAGGAGAAUUUGUUGCUUUCAAAUACUUCAGCGGAAAAGUUGGUAAAGCAUUUGUGAAGUGGGUGAACGAAGCUUCUGAGACUGGGCUGCCUUAUGACCUUGUAGUGGGAGAUCAGGAAUACAUAGAAGUGAAGGCAACCAAAAAUGUCAGAAAGGAUUGGUUCAAAAUAUCUGCAAGGGAGUGGCAAUUUGCCGUUGAAAAGGGUGAACUUUACAGCAUUGCACAUGUCAUAUUAUCAGCUACUAAUACAGCUACAGUCACAGUAUACAAAAAUCCUGCUAAACUCGUCCAGCUUGGUAAGCUGCAGUUAGCCAUUACAAAUGUGGAUUCCUUUGCCAAUGAUCUUGUGGUCUAGUGGCAUGAAGUAGCUUUUCGAAUUGGGAGGUCAUGGGUUCGAGCCUCAAUGAGGGCAUACUGAUGAGAAGUGUUGUGAGUUGAUAAUGGUGUGCUGGAGCCUAUGGCAAGCUAGAGACCACAAAGUCUGGAAUCAAAAGAGCUCAUCACCGUAUGGUAUCCUGCGAGAGGCCAAAAUUUUUACAUGGCUGGGGGGAUGCUAGGUGACUUGGAGACCAAAGGAAGAAUAGAGAUAAUGCCUUGGUGACUAAAUGGGAAAAACCUCCUGAUGGUUGGCUUAAGUUGAAUGUCAAUGCGGCAAUUGAUGACACGGCAGGUAGAAAGAUGGGUUUUGGAUGUGUUUUGCGCGACCAAAAUGGCGGCUUUGUUAUGGCGAAGGAAGUUCCAUGGAAAGGAGUGUUCAAUCCAAUGGUGGCAGAAGCUAUAGGCAUUAGGGAAGCUUUGUCAUGGAUGGAGAAUUCUGGUCUGGACAACAUACAAGUUGAAACGGACGCCAUGGAAGUGCUGAAUGGUCUCAAAACUGGCAGAAUGAAAUACCUCUUUUGAUCUGAUAAUUAAGGAUGCAUUAAAACUAGCAAAACAGUGUACAAACAUUUGCUUUUUACAUGUUAAACGAUAUGUGAAUAUGAUGGCUCAUUUACUA